UAAACCUGAACAGUCAUAGAUCAUACGGGUCAAAGUCUAAACUGUUACUAAAACGAUAAUAUAGUCAUUAGUUCUACGUUUACUGUACAGAGGGACACUAUGUAUCUGUUUGUGAAAUUCAAAAGUUUUCGAAUAUAUGAGGGAUUUAUAAGUGUUUUUCGGGAAUGUUAACAAAUGUCGUUUGAAAUAAUGUAAAAGAAUUGUAGUGGAAAAAAACGAGAAUAAAGAUAUGGACACAAAAUUUGAAAAAGCAAACACUAGUAAAUUGACUAUCGACAAGAAACAUGUUCGACAUGUAGCAGUGAAAACAAAAAUUCCUCAACCAAGACGUCCUUUGUUACUUCUUCCAUACGGAAGCUUGUAUCCUAAAGAAAGAAAAGAAGAAAACUGGAAAGAAAAAUAUCAAGCAUUUCAAAGAGAAAACAGAUUACUAAGGGAGGAAAAUGCGCAGCAAAAAGAAAAGAUACUCUCGUUAGAACAAGAUCAGCGUAGAUUAUUAGUGAUUAAUCACGACUUUGUUCAACGGUUAUUUGUUCAGCCAGAUAAUUGUGAAAAUGUUCAAAUUGGAAGUCACAAUACACAAGUGGUACAUAAUCACUGCGAUGUAUCGUUGAUAAAAGAUCUCAUUAGUCAACUUGAAAACAGCAUCAAAGAGGUCAAUGAGAAACGGAAGCUGAUGGAAGUUCUUAUGCAAGAUGUUACCUCUCAGUUUAAGAAAAUGAUGGAGUAUUCUAAGAUAAGCACAAGGAGAUAUACAGCAGAUAGUGAAGGACAUAGACAGGUUAAUGACAUGCAGCAGUUAACAGAACAACUAGCAGAUACUGAAACGGCUUGUCCAGAUUGUUCACUUUCCAGAAUAUCUCAGCAAAUAACAGACUUGCAAUUAAAAUUAGAUACCUUUAAUGAGUUGUGUUCUUCCAAAAGAGUGUCGUCCACGCUAUCAUUAGAUGACAGAAAGCUAUCGAGAAACAAUAGCAAAUGUGACUGUCGAAGAAAGAUUCAUUCUGAACAUAACUUACAUAUGUAGGAAAAACCAUGCAAGUGAUUACCAGUUUUUCUUUCAUGGUUGGUCUAGUGUGUACUUUGAACCCUUAUCUUUUGUUUAAUGAACUAGUUCAAUUUUCAUGUAGUGUAAGUCAACAGUACAGAGCCUGGUCAGAUUGAAAGGAUAUAAAGCAAGCUAGCCUGGCUCUAUACUGGUAGCAAAGGCUAUUAACUUUCGGUCCCAGCAGGGUAAGGGUUAAGAAGAAAAGUUACAAUCAUUUUUGUAUUUACCUGUUUGAAUCAACAUAACUUUUGCUGCAUAAGUGAUAUUCAAGUACUCAAAUAAAAGUGAUGACACUCCAGCUGUCGUUUUGGAACAUAUAUCACAAUAUGACCAUGUCUAGAUAAAAAAAAUCAGAAUAGAGGAUUAAUCAAAAAGUUCUUGGCCCGAUGUACUUCCGGUAGUCAGUGAACCCAACUAAUGGUCUUACUUCUCAAUAUAAUCGCCCUCUACAUCAAUGCACUUUGUCCACCUGUGCUCCAACUUGUUUAAUCCUUCAAAAAAAGAACUCUCUAUUUUGUCCUCGAAGAUCUCAUUGCCGCCUCCAUGACACCUUCAUUGCUUCCAAAACGUCUACCACGAAGCUUGGUUUUCAGUUUCGGAAACAGGUAGAAGUCAGAGGGAGCCAAGUCCGGAGAAUAUGGGGAUGGGGAAGAAUUUCAAAGCCGCAGUCAGUUGCAGCAGCCAUCGCAACUUGGGAUGUGUGAGCUGGCACGUUGUCGUGAAGGAGCAGAACGACAUGAGUCAGUUUGUCCUUCUUUGUACGCGCGAUUUAUUGAUGCAGACGUCUUAAUUUGUCUGCAUAGUAUGUACCGUUUAUGGUACGACCUUGGUCAAGAAAGUCAAUCAUGAUUAUCCCCUUACUAUCCAAAGAAAUUGAAGCCAUCAUCAUUCCUGCUGAUGGCACCCCCUUGAAUUUCUUUGGAGGGGUGUGCCAGGGUGCUUCCACUGCAUGCUCCGUUGUUGUUGUUUUUUGUUGUUGUUGUUGUUGUUUUUAUUCUGGAUCGAAGUGAUGGACCCAUGUUUCAUCCUGAGUUACGAAUCGGUAGAUAAAAUUAGGUUCAUCCUCAUAGCGAGACAAAAGAUAUCUUGAAAUGUCAAGCCUGGUCCGUUUCUGGACGUCGGUUAACUGUCUGGUGACCAAUCUAAAGGACACUUUUGACAUGCCAUAGCCAUCAGUCAGAAUUGCCUGAAGUGAACCAAAGAUUAUACCCACUUCCCUAGCAAUGUUUCGCAGGUCUCGCCUUCUGUCGCACAUGACCAGAUCGUGCACAGCUUCGGCAGUUUCAUCGUUGGUGGCCUCUUUUGGCCGCCCAGGGCGCUCAUCAUCUCCAAUGCUCUCCUUGCCUCUCUUAAAUUAAGCAGCCCAUUUUUUUCACAGUACCAUGUGAAAGGGACUCCUUCCCAAGUGUAUCCACGAAGUCUUCAUGGAUUUCCUUGGUGGACAUCCCUAAUUACGACUCUGAUUUCAACUUUCUCCAUUUGGUCUAAAUGACACACCCCUCUACUGAUCAAAGUGUGUAUCGACGUAUCGUGUGUAAAUGUCAGUGUAGUGGCUAGAAGUAUAUCGAACCGAGAACUUUUUGAUCUUGCCUCUUAUACCCUUCCAACCAUUUAUGUACAUUUCUUGUUUUUCGUUUUGUCUGUUAUGUUAUUUAUAAAUCUGUUUUUAAAGGAUGUUGUAAUAUAAGGUAAUUUCAGAGGUUGUUCAUCGCUGUAUAUAAUUGAUAUUAUUAUUAUGAUAAUUAAUGAAGUUGCAUUUAGAAUGAAUGCUGCACAUUUAAAUUGAGUCUGCCAUUUUCAUAUAAUGUUGUUAUUUUAUUGAUUUUGAGUUACCAACGCUUUCCAAGAUUAGUGUAAUAAGCACAAUCACAAAUAUUUAUACCAAAUUUGUACUUAUAAUGUACACAAUAUUAAAAUAGAAAAAAAACAGAUUCCCUAAAGAAAGUCCAACACAACAAAAUUGAAAAUGUUGCAGGCUUAAGCCUAAAUUAUUUUUGAAAUGUAUCUUUGAAUUUACUCACGUUGAAUGCAAUAUUUCAUAUGAAAGUUAUCGAUUAAUUGCUAAUGAGUUCGGAUUAUUGAUGUAUUUAUUUUUCAAAGAUUUUUGGUGUUGUUCUUUUAUUUCUUAUAAUUAUUAUUGUAACCUAGCAAUGUCGGUCAGUAAAAUGUGUUCUGUUUUUCAUGACUUUGUUGGGUUUCAUGUUACUUUACAUUUGCAAUUGAUUUCUUAAUAUGUAUAUUUUAGAUUGGUAAAUGCACAUCAUGUUGGCGAGAUUUGUUCAUGUAUUCAUGUCUUUCAGAAUGACCUACCUCUUUGUUUUCUGUAUACACGUGACCAUGAUGUUUAAUUGUUACUUGUGUAUGAUUGAUACAAAGAUAAAUAUUAAUUUGAAACAUU
This is a messenger RNA of Ruditapes philippinarum (Manila clam), 3446 nucleotides long. RefSeq lists its product as uncharacterized. Lineage: Eukaryota; Metazoa; Mollusca; Bivalvia; Venerida; Veneridae. Bases 230 to 1027 code for a protein of 265 amino acids. The record is from RefSeq and is a predicted model, not a curated record. The transcript is spliced from 3 exons.